CGAAGCCGUUCCCGUCGCCGUCCAGGAUCCAGGCGUCCACUCCCACGUCCCUCUCUCUCUCCCCCGGCCCCCGGCCGCAAUCGGCGGGGACCACGCUUCCCCUACGGCCCUACCUACCCGGGCCGCGCGCACGAGAAACCCAGGCGCUACGCCGCUACCUCACCGAUGUAGCCGUGUAGACCUCGAUCGAUCGAUGACUUAUUGCAGCCGGUCCGUCCCGAAAGCUAUAGGUCGAGCGCAGCCCCGGCUGCUGACCUGCUGUACUGUGCCGCGCUGCGAGAUCACCGUCCUGCUCCAGUUCCACCAUGGCGGCGGCUGUUACUGUUGCCGUGCGCGUGAUGGUGCCCGUCCUGCUGCUCGCUCCAGCGCCGGCCGCAGCCGCCGUCGAGUUCACGUUCACCGGCUUCGCGCGCGAGAACGUGACGACCAGCGGCGCGGCCGCCACCUCCUCCGGCGGCCUCCUGCAGCUCACCAACGCGACCAACUGGGUGUUGGGCCACGGCUUCUACCCGGCACCGCUGCGCUUCAAGGACGCCGCCUCGGGCGCGCCGCUCUCCUUCUCCACCACCUUCGUCGCCGCCAUCCUGCCGCGGUACCUGGACGCGCACGGCCACGGGCUCGCCUUCGCGCUCGCGCCGUCCGCGGCCGGCCCGGGGCUGGCCGUCGCGGGGAAGUACCUCGGCCUGUUCAACACGUCGGACAACGCGGGCAACGGGACCACGAGCGAGGUCGUCGCCGUCGAGCUCGACACGGCGCUGGACGUGGAGUUCGACGACAUCAACAACAACCACGUCGGCGUCGACGUCCACACCCUCAGGUCUGUUGCGUCCAAGCCCGCGGGGUACGUCGACGCUGCCACCGGCGGGUCCGUCGACGUCGCCCUGGCCAGCGGGAGGCUCCUGCAGGUGUGGAUCGAGUACGACGGCGCGACCACGCGGCUCGAAGUGACCGUGUCGCCGGCCGGUGUCGGCGUGCCCAGGCCGCGCGUCCCGCUCGUGUCUUGCGAGGUCGACCUCUCGUCGGCGGUGGCCGACCAGACGUACGUCGGGUUCUCGGCCGCGAACGGCGCCGCCUCGAGCUCGCACUACGUCCUAGGCUGGAGCUUCCGACUCGGCGGCGGCCGCGCGCCGGACCUCGACCUGUCCAAGCUGCCGCGGCCCCCGCCGCCGUCUGGGGGGCACAAGAAGGCGACGGAGCUGCCGCUGCUCCUAACGCUCAUCAUCCUCGUCGUCGUGGUGCUCCUCGUGGUGUCAGCUGCCGUCACAGUACUCGUGGUCUGGCGCCGUCGGAGGUUCACCGAGGAGCAGGAGGACUGGGAGGUCGAGUACGGCCCUCACCGGGUCAGCUACAAGGACCUGUACGCCGCGACCAGGGGUUUCCGCGACGUCAUCGGUGUCGGCGGCUUCGGCGUAGUGUACCGCGGCGUGCACCCGCGGCCGGGCGGCGUCGAGGUGGCCGUCAAGAAGGUGUCCCACGACUCGCGGCAGGGCCUGCGGGAGUUCGUCUCGGAGAUCGCCAGCAUGAGCCGGCUGCGCCACCGCAACCUGGUCCAGCUCCUAGGCUACUGCCGGCGGCGGGGCGAGCUGUUGCUCGUCUAUGACUACAUGGUCAACGGCAGCCUCGACAGGCACCUGUUCGGCGCCGGCAACGAGCCGACUCUGAGCUGGGAGCAGCGCGCCAAGAUCGUCCGGGACGUCGCCGCCGGGCUGCUGUACCUGCAUGAGGGGUGGGAGCAGGUGGUGGUGCACCGCGACAUCAAGGCCAGCAACGUCCUCCUCGACGCCGACAUGAACGGCAGGCUCAGCGACUUCGGUCUCGCGCGGCUCUACGACCACGGCAGCGAGUCGCGGACGACGCGCGUCAUCGGGACGCUGGGGUACCUCGCGCCGGAGAUGAUCAAGACGGGCAAGGCCACGCCCAGCGCCGACGUGUUCGCCUUCGGCGCCUUCCUGCUCGAGGUGGCCUGCGGCCGGAGGCCCAUGGAGUCACUCGGCAACAAUGGCGACCCCGCGGGGCUUGUCGACAGCGUCCUUGAGCGCUGGAAGACCGGGAGGAUCAAAGACGCCAGGGACCCUAGGAUCGGCAUGUGCGACGAGGACGAUCUCGAGCUGGUCCUCAAGCUCGGUUUGCUGUGCUCGCACCCGGACCCUCGCUGCCGCCCAAGCAUGAGGCAGGUGGUGCAGAUACUGGAAGGCGCUGCGUCGUUGCCGUCGACGCCGCCGGAAGAUCUAGGCGGCGCUGGCGGCAGGAUAUUUGGACACUACGAGACGUUCGAUGAAUUCGUCAACGUGUUCCCGACGACGUUCGAUAUCACCACCGUCACGACGCCGUCACCUUGUUCGCCUUCCAGCGCCGACCGCCAGCAGCUAAUCUCCGCCUGAGCUCUGCCGUCACAUCGUCAGCUCCCUGCCCAGCCCAGAGCAGAAGCGAAGAGACGAAAGAGAACAACAUCACCGUGGGACGAGCGUGCAACACAUUUUUUUUGGGGGGGAUAUCCUUAAAUCUGGAGGAACAUUCCAGUAAAAGUAGAACUGUAAAAGCCUUUCUUUUUUACCAAGAUGGACGGAAGAGCCAGAAGAUAUGUCUAAAUAUCUGAAGGACCAAAAUAGACAGUAAGAAUAAAGUACUCUGCUCGUCGUCUAAUCGUCUUCCUGGAUAGAUAAAGAGCUCCUUUUAAAUUCAGAGCUUUCAAAACAGGUCUUUUUAACAUUGUUUGCAGAUAAAUGGAAGAAAGGCCC
Zea mays is the source of this 2738-nucleotide messenger RNA. Its product is annotated as L-type lectin-domain containing receptor kinase SIT2. Gene Ontology annotation, biological process: protein phosphorylation. The coding region runs from base 306 to 2381 and encodes 691 amino acids. Lineage: Eukaryota; Viridiplantae; Streptophyta; Magnoliopsida; Poales; Poaceae. Gene Ontology annotation, molecular function: protein kinase activity; ATP binding; carbohydrate binding. The transcript has a single exon. The record is from RefSeq and is a predicted model, not a curated record.